Molecule: messenger RNA, 867 nt
Organism: Monosiga brevicollis MX1
Lineage: Eukaryota; Choanoflagellata; Craspedida; Salpingoecidae
Exons: 8
Coding region: 1-867 (288 amino acids)
Biological process (GO): DNA repair; lagging strand elongation; DNA recombination
Molecular function (GO): DNA ligase (ATP) activity; ATP binding
Source: RefSeq, a predicted model, not a curated record
AUGAACCGUGGACGAAAGGAUGUCAACGAGAAAGAAGUACAAGUGGCAGUCAAGGUGCUGCUUUAUGACCUCAUGAUGCUGGAUGACCGCCCACUUUUGCAGCUUCCGCUCCGCUAUCGGACGGCACUACUUCAGCAUGUUGGCGAGCACGAUGAAUCAGACUUGCGGAAAUUUUUGCAUGCGGCUCUGGACGCCAAGUGCGAAGGACUCAUGAUUAAGGCACGCGGGCCGCCGUCCAAGCGCUGCGAGAAUUGGCUCAAGGCAAGUUGGGGCGGAGUGAAAAAGGAUUAUCUGGAAGGUCUGGGCGAUAGCUUUGAUUUGGUGGUUAUUGGCGGCUGGUGGGGCAAUGGCCGCAAGGCCGGGUGGUUUAGCCCUCUGCUCUUGGCCUGCUACAAUCCGGAGACAGAGUUGCUCGAGUCGGUGUGCAAGGUCAUGUCUGGGUUUACGGAUGAGUUUUAUAAGGAGCUGACGGCAUUUUAUUCUCGCGAAGAGAACCAGUGUGCGAAAAAGUCUUACUAUGAUGUCGCUGAAAGCAUGACGCCCUCCGUGUGGUUUGAGCCGGUGCGGGUUUGGGAGAUUCGUGGAGCUGACUUGACGGUGAGCCCGGUGCAUCGGGCAGGUCACGGCCUUGUGCCCGGGCGUGAGGCAGCAGGCAUUUCGCUGCGCUUUCCUCGCUUUAUUCGAGAACGACCGGAUAAGACCAUGUCCGAGGCCACCACGGCCCAUCAGAUUGUUGAGCUAUACCAACAGCAGUUUGCCCCCGCUGCCUCGCGCCGGCUGGUUGGUGAUGAGGCAGAUGCAGAGCGGCACGACGAGGUUGCCAUGGGUGGGCUGGAGGAUGAGAGCGUCGAACGGGCGGUGUUAUAA